Messenger RNA from Myripristis murdjan (pinecone soldierfish), 1526 nucleotides. Its product is annotated as transmembrane protein 69-like. The transcript has 3 exons. The record is from RefSeq and is a predicted model, not a curated record. The coding region runs from base 156 to 974 and encodes 272 amino acids. Lineage: Eukaryota; Metazoa; Chordata; Actinopteri; Holocentriformes; Holocentridae.
CGUAGCCAACACGGAGGGAAUAAACCGCGUACACGUGCACACUUGCAUGCUAGCGCGGUGAACGGGUUGACCCCGGAGAUUAAGACGUAGUUUAAUCUUAAUUUGGACGUUAUUAGACUGUUUUCAAAGCAUGAGGUGACCGACUUCAAACAAAAAUGCUCUCUGCUGUGUUUGGGAGAAACUCCUUCACUGCCUUGAGGGUGUGCCAUUGGGCCAUUCCUCCACAAAGCUCCUUGAUCUCGGCCCUGACUGGAGCGUCUCAUGUUGGGUCCAGGUCCCUGCAGGCCUGUGGGGUCUCAGCUGGAUCAGCAAAGAGCCAGACUCCUGCUGUCUGCCGUUUAGUGAGACCCGAGCUCCUCCAGAGGACCCGGCCUCAUGUUGCUGCUCGUUCAGCGAGGAUCCAGCACCUCCACACCUCUGCUGUGAGGCUGAAGAGACGGGAGCAGCCGGAGCCUCCUCCCAGGGAGCUGGACCUGCUCCGCUAUGACAUGAGGGACUUUAGGAAGAGCCCCAAACCGGCGCUGUACCUGGGCCUCGCCGGGCUCAUCCCUUUCGUCUCCCCUCCUCUGCUCAUGGGAGUGACUGAGAUCUACUUCCCAGAGCUGGCCUAUGCUCAGUUGGCCUACGGCGCCUCCAUCUUGUCCUUCCUGGGUGGAGCACGCUGGGGAUUUGCACUUCCUGAGAGCAGCCCAGCCAAACCUGAUUGGAUAAACCUGGCCAAUAGCGUUGUUCCCUCCCUAUUAGCGUGGGUGGCCGUGCUGUUCGGGGACAACAUCACCACGGCAGCCAUGUUGGUCAUCAUGGGACUGGGAAUCUCGCUGCACUACGACCUCGCUCUCCUGCCCACCUACCCCAGCUGGUUCAAAGCCCUGCGCGCCCUCCUGACUGUCGUGGCUGUUUUCUCCAUAGCUGCCACACUCAUAAUGAAUGGAUCCUUCCCAGAGAAAAGGAUUUUCUCAGAUGAAAAGGAAUGAAGGAAAUAUAUAUAUAUUUUUUUUUUUAAUUAUUUAAAAACAAAUAAUCACAGGGGACAGGAGAGUUGAGUUACUUUGGUCAUGCAACUCCCAGUCAUUUUUUGAUGUGAGAGAUUCCUGCUCCUCUCCACAAAUCCUCCAUAUUGUCCUGAUCUAGUCAUAUUUUGUAUGCUAUGUGUGUUAAUUUUACAGAUUGUAAGCUAAAUUGAGCUCUCUAACGGUAAAAUUGUUUCAUGUGUUGUCGCAUUUAGAUAAGCAGGGUGCAAUAACAUGAAAUUACUGUUUCAUGUUACAACUUCUAGAUGGACAAUAUGCAGAUUACAGUGCUGAUCAUGGAUGUGAUUUCUUAGGUUCUGAGGUUUAUUUGACCCACAACAGUGAAGACUCUUCAUCUCCUGCAAACUGUAUGCCAUUAUUUUUUUGUUGUCCUCAUAUGUCUGGCAAAGUUGUGAUCAAGCCAGGCUGUUAUUUUAAGAACCAAAAACGACUGACUGAAAAUGUGGCAAACUUUAAUUCUCAGUCACAACAAAUAAAUGUGGUUGUACUUUUCAA